This is a messenger RNA of Penicillium macrosclerotiorum, 1077 nucleotides long. RefSeq lists its product as uncharacterized. The record is from RefSeq and is a predicted model, not a curated record. Bases 1 to 1077 code for a protein of 358 amino acids. Gene Ontology annotation, cellular component: membrane. Gene Ontology annotation, molecular function: carbohydrate:proton symporter activity. Lineage: Eukaryota; Fungi; Ascomycota; Eurotiomycetes; Eurotiales; Aspergillaceae. The transcript has 4 exons. Gene Ontology annotation, biological process: carbohydrate transport; transmembrane transport.
AUGGUUGGUUCUACAACAGCAUAUUGGAUGGAGUUUGGUUGUCUCAAAACACAGUCUGCAUCCUUUGCAUGGCGCUUUCCUUUGGCGUUCCAGGUCCUUUUUCUCAUUUUCAUAUUAAUGGCUGCGCCGUUUUACCCCGAAUCUCCCCGUCACCUAGCCAAGAUUGGCGAUCUGGACGGGGCGAGGUUUGUUUUGGAAAAAUGCUGCAUUGAGGCCAAUGAGCAAGCUCUUGAAACAGAAAUGAAGGAGAUUGUUGCUGCCAUUCGUGCAGAGGCAACCUCGACCUCGCACAAGUUCUACAGCAUGCUGUUUGUCAAAGACAAGCUGCAAACUCGUCGACGAGUGGUCCUUGGAUCAGGGGUACAGGUAAUGCAGAAACUGACCGGUAUUGACUUUAUCGCAGUCUAUGCGCCGAAUAUGUUCGCUUUGUCUGGAUUCAAGGGCGAUAAACCGGCACUCCUAGCUGGUGGAAACUGGUUUGGUUAUAUCGCGAGCUUGGCACUUUCUAUCUACCUUUGUGACAAGGUCGGUAGACGAAAAUUGAUGUUCACAGGAUGUUUGUCGAUGGGGAUUGUAUUAAUUGUCGGUGGUAUACUUUCCCAUGAGACAAUAUCCUACUCCGAUAGCAACCCAGAAUUGGCAACCAAGUACGGUUCUGGCGUUGCAGCCAUUCUAUACAUUUACACAUUCAUCUACGGUAGCACAUGGCUAACAACGUGUUGGGUCUAUCCCACCGAAGUUUUCCCCUUAGCAAGCCGGAGUAAAGGUACAGCACUAGCUACAUUCGCGUUUUCAAUCGCUGGCGGCACCAUUAAUAUGAUUAUUCCGUACCUCAUUGAGGCAAUUGGCUUCUGGGUGUUUGUGCUUUUUGCUUUGAUAAACUUGUCUCUCCUUAUACCGAUUUAUUUAUUCUACGUCGAAACUGCGAACCGCCAUCUCGAGCAAUUGGAUGUCCUUUUCUCAAGUGACAGCUGCUUAGCAUGGAGGGCAGAAAAAUACUUUGCGGAGAAUAUGAUAGGACAAGGAGGAAUUCUGGAAGAAGACCAACAGAAAGCCUCUGUCGAACAGGUUGAGUGA